Messenger RNA from Tarenaya hassleriana, 1359 nucleotides. Its product is annotated as 5'-adenylylsulfate reductase-like 7. Lineage: Eukaryota; Viridiplantae; Streptophyta; Magnoliopsida; Brassicales; Cleomaceae. Bases 243 to 1142 code for a protein of 299 amino acids. The record is from RefSeq and is a predicted model, not a curated record. The transcript is spliced from 5 exons.
GUUCUUCUUCUUCUUCCUCUUCUUCAUCUCCUCCUAGUUGUUAGACCUAGGCUGUCUUUCUCCGACCUCUUCCUUUCUUUUGCUCUUGUUGGUUUUGAUUCUGUGUUUUUGCCCUCGAAUCUCGUUUUCCUUGGUCCUAGUCCCUGAUUCUUGUUGUCGCCCACCGAUUUUGAUUUUGGGUUUUUUUCUCGUUCGCCCCUAGAUCUUACGUUCCCUGUCGCUCUUGCCCUAACCCUAGCGUCAUGGAUUUCUGGGUCUCUAUUCUCCUCCUCUGCGCCGCUGCCGUGUCAUCUCUCCGAUUCGCCUCCUCCUCGCCGGAAUUUUGGGGUUGCGAUCCGGAAUUGGAGGUGUUUCGAUGCGGUCUCGAGGCGAAAUGCCCUCGUUCUCUGUAUCCGAAUCCUCCUCGUCAGGUGGAUGGAGACUACCUGGACAGAGUAACGGAUGCGAAGCAUGGAAAUGGUUAUACAGCAGUGCUCUUUUAUGCUUCCUGGUGCCAUUUUUCACGUGCUGUGCGGCCAGAAUUUGAUGCCGUAGCUUCAAUGUUUCCUCAUAUAAAGCAUCUGGUUGUGGAGCAUUCUCAUGCACUACCAUCUGUCUUUUCUAGGUAUGGUAUCCAUAGCCUGCCUUCAAUCCUGAUGGUUAAUCAGACUUCAAAGGUACGAUAUCAUGGUCAAAAAAAUCUUGCGUCACUGGUUCAGUUUUAUGAGAAAACGACUGGACUUCAUCCUAUCCAAUAUGUGGGUGAAGGCAAACAAACAAGUUUAGAAACCGAUGGUAGCUUGAUCACAUGGUUAAGAUAUGGGUCUUAUAGGAGAGAGAUAAUGGUAAGAGAACCAUACCUGGCAUUUGCAGUGAUGUUCCUCUUGCUGAAGCUGGCAAUGAUCAUCGUCCCGAGAGUGAUAUCGCGCAUGAAAGCGAUCUGGGCGUCUCAAAUUCCGCAUAUUCUGAAAUUGGGAAUUAUCGGUGAGACAAGUCGACUGUUUGGACGAGCCCUUCAUAUGAUCGACUUGAGGAUGAAGCUGAGACUCACCAAAACCAGCAGCUUCCACGAGAGGGCAAAGAAGGCCAGGGCGUGGGCUUCAUCUCUUGCUUCCAUCUCUCCUGAAAAAACUUCUCCCACCAUAUCCUCCUCUCAAGGGUGAUUGAUAAGAUGAAACCCCUUUCAAGAUUUUUCUCUAUCUUGUUCUUGUCAGCUAGAAAAAAAAAGAGAGAUCAAAGCUGUAGUGUUCUGCAAAUCUUUCAGGUAUUCUCUCUCUCUCUCUCUAUAUAUAUAUAUUAUAUAUGUAUACACAUAUACACAUGUCUGUAUGGGUCAAUUGCUUGUUCAUCUUUCUUCAGGAAGCAUAUAAAUUAAAUGCA